This is a messenger RNA of Staurois parvus, 397 nucleotides long. The record is from the annotation of a GenBank genome assembly. Lineage: Eukaryota; Metazoa; Chordata; Amphibia; Anura; Ranidae.
GCGAAUCGAAUUUUUCCUAAUAUUCGAAACGAAUUCCACUUCGCCAGUACAGCAAAAAGUGUAUCUGCAGAGAGCUCCGCUAUUUCUGACAGUUCUCUGACAGUUUCUUCACAUUUACAGCGGUUGAAACAUUGUAUCUGUUUCCGAAUAAAAACAUCUGUAUCCUAAAUGGAAACAAAUAGAUACAAUGUUUCAACCGCUGUAAAUGUGAAGGAACUGUCAGAGAACUGUCAGAAAUAGCGGAGCUCUCUGCAGGGACACUUUUUGCCGGCUGAUCGGGAAAAAUCCGAUUCGCGCACCCGAAGUUGGCUAAUAUUCGGAUUCGGCACGAAUCAAAUUUUUCCUGAAAUUCGAAACGAAUUCCACUUCGCCUGGUUCGAUUCGCUCAUCUCUAGUU